GUGAUAUAACUGGAAUAAUGUUGAAAGCGGCGUUAAAUCUCUCUAUCUCUCUCUACAUGUUAUCAGGCAGACUGACACUUGUGUUUCAGGUACAGCCACAAUAGAGCCUGUCACCGGCUCAGUGAUGGAAGGGAAGAGCUACACGUUCACCUGCACAUUCUACCUGUCCUACAGACUGACACUUGUGUUUCAGGUACAGCCACUGUGGAGCCUGUUACCGGCUCAGUGAUGGAAGGGAAGAGCUACACGUUCACCUGCACAUUCUACCUGUCCUACAGACUGACACUUGUGUUUCAGGUACAGCCACAAUAGAGCCUGUCACCGGCUCAGUGAUGGAAGGGAAGAGCUACACGUUCACCUGCACAUUCUACCUGUCCUACAGACUGACACUUGUCUUUCAGGUACAGCCACAGUGGAGCCUGUCACCGGCUCAGUGAUGGAAGGGAAGAGCUACACGUUCACCUGCACAUUCUACCUGUCCUACAGACUGACACUUGUCUUUCAGGUACAGCCACAGUGGAGCCUGUCACCGGCUCAGUGAUGGAAGGGAAGAGCUACACGUUCACCUGCACAUUCUACCUGUCCUACAGACUGACACUUGUGUUUCAGGUACAGCCACUGUGGAGCCUGUCACCGGCUCAGUGAUGGAAGGGAAGAGCUACACGUUCACCUGCACAUUCUACCUGUCCUACAGACUGACACUUGUGUUUCAGGUACAGCCACUGUGGAGCCUGUCACCGGCUCAGUGAUGGAAGGGAAGAGCUACACGUUCACCUGCACAUUCUACCUGUCCUACAGACUGACACUUGUCUUUCAGGUACAGCCACAGUGGAGCCUGUCACCGGCUCAGUGAUGGAAGGGAAGAGCUACACGUUCACCUGCACAUUCUACCUGUCCUACAGACUGACACUUGUGUUUCAGGUACAGCCACUGUGGAGCCUGUCACCGGCUCAGUGAUGGAAGGGAAGAGCUACACGUUCACCUGCACAUUCUACCUGUCCUACAGACUGACACUUGUCUUUCAGGUACAGCCACAGUGGAGCCUGUCACCGGCUCAGUGAUGGAAGGGAAGAGCUACACGUUCACCUGCACAUUCUACCUGUCCUACAGACUGACACUUGUGUUUCAGGUACAGCCACUGUGGAGCCUGUCACCGGCUCAGUGAUGGAAGGGAAGAGCUACACGUUCACCUGCACAUUCUACCUGUCCUACAGACUGACACUUGUGUUUCAGGUACAGCCACAAUAGAGCCUGUCACCGGCUCAGUGAUCGAAGGGAAGAGCUACACGUUCACCUGCAGCACCACGCAACAGGGACACUUUUUGGUCUAUUUUAAGCAGGGGACAACCACCUAUUGCCGGGUGGAUAGCAUGGGAACGGAUAGGGGACUGGAGUGUGGGGUUGUAAGAGGGGACCCCUCCAAGUUUUAUUUCAAAAUACCCGUCACGUACCGGAACCACUCAAGUACACAUUGGUCAUGUCAGGCUCGUGCAGACAAGAGCAACAUGGCAAGUCUAGAUGUCUGGUCAGUAAAGUACACCUGAUACAAUCCGCGCUGUUCCAGACCCGCCGGCGAUAAACAGUUUGACCGCCAACGCUGUAGCCAACAGAAACGUGGUCAACGUAAACGACACCGUUUCCUUGGUUUGUCGAUACGAAGGUAACCCUCCCGCCGACGUCAUCAUCAGAAAGCAGAGCCGGAGUCUACAAACUGUAGUCGGCGAUGUCGCUGUGAGGUCCACUCUGACAACAGUGAGUUGUCACGAUAUGGCGACCUAUGUAUGCCAGGCCUCAAAUAGGUUUGGCUCUGCCUCAUCAACUAUUCGACUACUAGUCAGGUGUCCUCCAACCCAAGGUGCUUCCCAAGGUACAACCACAACCUCCCUUGAAGGGGACGUAACUCUGACCCUGACAGUGAUGGCCUACCCUCGGCCUACCUUCACCUGGUUUGGCCCGCUUGGGAACCUGUUAGACGCAAACAAUGGUUCUCUGGACGCUAAUCUGAACGUCAUCAGCAGGAUUACCAUUAAAGACGUCACUGAUGAUGACCUUGGAGUAUACACAGUUAUUGUCAAAAACGAUCUUGGAUCAGGAAAUUUUACCGUCGCACUAGCCACAGAAGAUCCCGUUAGUGGGGGUUUGGUGGCCGGGCUUGUUAUCGGCGGGAUUGCCAUUCUGGUGAUUGUUGCAGAUCCCGUUAGAGGGGGUUUGGUGACCGGGCUUGUUAUCGGCGGGAUUGCCAUUCUGGUGAUUGUUGCAGAUCCCGUUAGAGGGGGUUUGGUGACCGGGCUUGUUAUCGGCGGGAUUGCCAUUCUGGUGAUUGUUGCAGAUCCCGUUAGUGGGGGUUUGGUGGCCGGGCUUGUUAUCGGCGGGAUUGCCAUUCUGGUGAUUGUUGCAGAUCCCGUUAGUGGGGGUUUGGUGACCGGGCUUGUUAUCGGCGGGAUUGCCAUUCUGGUGAUUGUUGCAGAUCCCGUUAGAGGGGGUUUGGUGACCGGGCUUGUUAUCGGCGGGAUUGCAAUUCUGGUGAUUGUUGCAGAUCCCGUUAGUGGGGGUUUGGUGGCCGGGCUUGUUAUCGGCGGGAUUGCCAUUCUGGUGAUUGUUGCAGAUCCCGUUAGAGGGGGUUUGGUGACCGGGCUUGUUCUCGGCGGGAUCGCCAUUCUGGUGAUUGUUGCAGAUCCCGUUAGUGGGGGUUUGGUGGCCGGGAUUGUUCUCGGCGGGAUUGCCAUUCUGGUGAUUGUUGCAGAUCCCGUUAGUGGGGGUUUGGUGACCGGGCUUGUUAUCGGCGGGAUCGCCAUUCUGGUGAUUGUUGCAGAUCCCGUUAGUGGGGGUUUGGUGGCCGGGAUUGUUCUCGGCGGGAUUGCCAUUCUGGUAAUUGUUGCAGAUCCCGUUAGAGGGGGUUUGGUGGCCGGGCUUGUUCUCGGCGGGAUUGCCAUUCUGGUGAUUGUUGCGAUCCCGUUAGAGGGGGUUUGGUGGCCGGGCUUGUUAUCGGCGGGAUCGCCAUUCUGGUGAUUGUUGCAGAUCCCGUUAGUGGGGGUUUGGUGACCGGGCUUGUUCUCGGCGGGAUUGCCAUUCUGGUGAUUGUUGCAGAUCCCGUUAGAGGGGGUUUGGUGGCCGGGAUUGUUAUCGGCGGGAUUGCCAUUCUGGUGAUUGUUGCAGAUCCCGUUAGUGGGGGUUUGGUGGCCGGGCUUGUUAUCGGCGGGAUUGCCAUUCUGGUGAUUGUUGCAGAUCCCGUUAGUGGGGGUUUGGUGGCCGGGCUUGUUAUCGGCGGGAUUGCCAUUCUGGUGAUUGUUGCAGAUCCCGUUAGUGGGGGUUUGGUGGCCGGGCUUGUUAUCGGCGGGAUCGCCAUUCUGGUGAUUGUUGCAGAUCCCGUUAGAGGGGGUUUGGUGACCGGGCUUGUUAUCGGCGGGAUUGCCAUUCUGGUGAUUGUUGCAGAUCCCGUUAGUGGGGGUUUGGUGACCGGGCUUGUUCUCGGCGGGAUUGCCAUUCUGGUGAUUGUUGCAGAUCCCGUUAGUGGGGGUUUGGUGACCGGGCUUGUUAUCGGCGGGAUUGCCAUUCUGGUGAUUGUUGCAGAUCCCGUUAGUGGGGGUUUGGUGACCGGGCUUGUUCUCGGCGGGAUUGCCAUUCUGGUGAUUGUUGCAGAUCCCGUUAGUUGGGGUUUGGUGACCGGGCUUGUUAUCGGCGGGAUUGCCAUUCUGGUGAUUGUUGCAGAUCCCGUUAGUGGGGGUUUGGUGACCGGGCUUGUUAUCGGCGGGAUUGCCAUUCUGGUGAUUGUUGCAGAUCCCGUUAGUGGGGGUUUGGUGACCGGGCUUGUUCUCGGCGGGAUUGCCAUUCUGGUGAUUGUUGCAGAUCCCGUUAGAGGGGGUUUGGUGACCGGGCUUGUUCUCGGCGGGAUUGCCAUUCUGGUGAUUGUUGCAGAUCCCGUUAGAGGGGGUUUGGUGGCCGGGCUUGUUAUCGGCGGGAUUGCCAUUCUGGUGAUUGUUGCAGAUCCCGUUAGUGGGGGUUUGGUGGCGGGAUUGUUCUCGGCGGGAUUGCCAUUCUGGUGAUUGUUGCAGAUCCCGUUAGAGGGGGUUUGGUGACCGGGCUUGUUCUCGGCGGGAUUGCCAUUCUGGUGAUUGUUGCAGAUCCCGUUAGAGGGGGUUUGGUGGCCGGGCUUGUUAUCGGCGGGAUCGCCAUUCUGGUGAUUGUUGCAGAUCCCGUUAGUGGGGGUUUGGUGGCGGGAUUGUUCUCGGCGGGAUUGCCAUUCUGGUGAUUGUUGCAGAUCCCGUUAGAGGGGGUUUGGUGACCGGGCUUGUUCUCGGCGGGAUUGCCAUUCUGGUGAUUGUUGCAGAUCCCGUUAGAGGGGGUUUGGUGGCCGGGCUUGUUAUCGGCGGGAUUGCCAUUCUGGUGAUUGUUGCAGAUCCCGUUAGUGGGGGUUUGGUGGCCGGGAUUGUUCUCGGCGGGAUUGCCAUUCUGGUGAUUGUUGCUGUUUCCGUGGUCUUGAUCAACCGAAAGAUGA
Messenger RNA from Haliotis rufescens (red abalone), 4495 nucleotides. Its product is annotated as netrin receptor unc-40-like. Gene Ontology annotation, biological process: axon guidance; homophilic cell-cell adhesion; dendrite self-avoidance. The record is from RefSeq and is a predicted model, not a curated record. Gene Ontology annotation, cellular component: axon; cell-cell junction; plasma membrane. Gene Ontology annotation, molecular function: cell-cell adhesion mediator activity. The coding region runs from base 1768 to 3009 and encodes 413 amino acids. NCBI's taxonomy places the organism in Eukaryota, Metazoa, Mollusca, Gastropoda, Lepetellida, Haliotidae. The transcript is spliced from 4 exons.